Cladophialophora bantiana CBS 173.52 is the source of this 936-nucleotide messenger RNA. RefSeq lists its product as uncharacterized. Gene Ontology annotation, biological process: polysaccharide catabolic process. The record is from RefSeq and is a predicted model, not a curated record. Bases 1 to 936 code for a protein of 311 amino acids. The transcript has 6 exons. Lineage: Eukaryota; Fungi; Ascomycota; Eurotiomycetes; Chaetothyriales; Herpotrichiellaceae. Gene Ontology annotation, molecular function: cellulase activity.
AUGGGUCUCAGAUCUCUCGUCUCGUUCGGCUUUGUGCUCAUCCCUAUAGCUGUCACCAUCAGCGUGCUGCUCGGAAUACAAGCAUAUCGCGAAUCAAAAGGACUACCUUCCAACCCUUUUGUGGACAACUCGAUCAAAUCAUCAUUAUAUUGUCAAAAGGCUUUCGGUGUCACUCCGUACACAACCGGCCAGCAGUACACAUUGAACCCGAAUCAGUGGGCUCUUCCAGACCACUAUACUGGACCAGGAGGGUUGUGUAUGAAUGUUACAACAUUCGAUAACGGUAGCUAUCCGACAAAGACCUCAGCCGCAGAGUGGUCGAUCACAUGGCAGUUUCCUCGUGGCCCCCCGACUCAGCCCGUUCACGCAUUCCCCAAUAUCAAACUGGACUCGGCUGUUUUCCCGAUUGAAAUCUCGCAGGUCUCAGCCAUCAACUUCGAGACCGAAUGGUACUAUGGAGUCGGCGACGACAGGCCGGAUGUCCUGAAUGUCGCCGACCUGACUGCUGCUCAACUUGACGCCAAUGUCGCCAUCGACAUGUUUUUGGACUCGGAUCCCGACAAAGCCACAGAUACCGUGCAGGCCAAGUAUGAAGUCAUGAUCUGGCUUGGGCAAUUUGGAGCGUCGACACAGCAAAUUGGUCUACCACAAGGAGCAAUCGCAACACAGGUUGUCAACGGAACGACUUUCUCCUUAUAUUCUGGCGUGAAUGGCUUGGGCCAAAGCGUCCUCACGUGGGUUGCAAGCAAUGCUGCGAGUGGGGUUCAGACCUUCAACGCGGAUAUCGGUCCAUUACUUCAAGGUCUGACCGGGUUGGGAGGCCCUACUGUGAAUGACUAUCUCGGCUAUAUUGCGUUCGGCUCUGAAGCCCUUGAUUCGGCGUCCAAUGUCACUUUUUACAACAAGGUCCUAUCCAUGGAUGUGGUCUCCUCCUAA